GUCCCACACAAACUCACUAAUGACCACGCGCCCUUAUAAAACCUUAGUGGACGGGUUGGUGGUCACAAGUGCGUCAGACGUGACUUCAACCAUGGGUGCCAACGAUCACUGGAAAUGCAGAACUCUGUGCGUUUUAAUGGUGGUGUUUCUAAUGCGUACCGUUAGAGCCAAAGAUAUAAUCAAAUUCAAGGAACUUGAACCGAUGGAUUCUAAUGCAUUGAUUGUGGAGCUGACAGACGUCAAUGCUAAAGCAAAUGAGAAGGGUCUCCUUGAAACCAACGUCACCGCCGAACUGAAAAGAGAUCUUCCGGAAGAUGCCGUUGUGUGCGUGGAUGGCUACGAAAUGGGCGCAAACGGCUACGGUAAAAGCACGCUCAACCUGCCUUGCACAAACCUUUGCGAGCUGAUCAAGAACGACGACUGCAUUUACCCGAACGUACAAAAGGCGUCUGUGGGAACUUUACCUGAAAGUGGUUGUCCAAUUUCACAGGGCAUCAAGGAAAUUAAACAGCAUCUUUUGGAUAUUCCGUGCUUGCCAGAUAAAAUCCAACGUGUUUCUGAUGACUGGAAAUUUGACGUACAAGUAAAGAGCAAAGAUGAAUCAGAAGUAUAUUAUCACGUAGAAGUAAAGGUGGAUAUUGUUUCUUAAGAACAUUGUAAUGACAUACUUGUACAGUUUCCGAAUUACAAAUAAAAGUGAAUAAAAAUGAUCAUGUGAAACCG
Messenger RNA from Gryllus bimaculatus (two-spotted cricket), 723 nucleotides. NCBI's taxonomy places the organism in Eukaryota, Metazoa, Arthropoda, Insecta, Orthoptera, Gryllidae. The record is from the annotation of a GenBank genome assembly.